AUGCGCCCUGCGCCCCUCUUUUUCAUCUUGGCAGCUCCGGCCACCACUCUUGCUCAAGGAUGGGACCCUACUAGUGUCGUGUCCGGCUCGCCCCUCUCGAUCGCUAAUCUCCAGAGCAAGAUCAAGACGGUGGUCAUCAUGGUGAUGGAGAACCGUUCGUUUGACAACUUAUUGGGUGGACUAGACAUCUGGGGUUUGGACAACCCGACCAAUAACGGUCAGUUCUGCAACCCGCUCAACAUCUCCGACCCGAGCCAAGGUCAAGCAUGUACCGGUCCGACAGACUACAACUCCAUCUUGGAUGACCCUGAUCACUCGGUCAUUGGUAACAACAUGGAAUUCUACGGUACCUAUAUACCGGACAACAGCGCCAUUCAAGAUGGAUCUCUGACACCUUCCAUGAAUGGAUUUGCGGAUGAACAAAUCUUUCACUAUGGAGCUGAGGUCAAUGCUACUGUUUUGGGAACCCAAGUCAUGCACUAUUACUCGGAGGAAGAGAUCCCUGUCCUUGCAGAGUUGAGUAAGAACUUUGUCGUAUUCAACAGGUGGUUCUCAGAUAUACCCGGUCCAACGAAUCCUAACCGGGUAUCUCUUUGCUCCGGGACGUCCAACGGAGCUGGAGCCAACAAUUUUGCAUACAACGCCAUGCCUCAAAAGUCCAUCUUCCAGGCUCUCACUGAGUCAGGACGGACGUGGAAAGAUUAUUUGGUCGACGACUCGAUCCAGGAUGCAAGAUGGUUCGAGUGGACGUAUUCCUCCGGUAACACGGAUAAAGUCGUCUACAUGGACGAGUUUUAUGCGGAUGCCGCGAACGGGACCUUGCCAAAUCUCGUCUACAUCAACCCUUCAUGUUGUGGAGAGGGAACCAAUUCGAUGCACCCUACGGGGCCAGUCUCAGAAGGCGAACAGCUCAUCAAGCAAGUCUACGAAGCACUGCGAGCGAGUCCUCAAUGGGACGAGAUCGCUUGGAGUAGGUUAACGACAUUCAGAACUCGUUGGCCCGCUGACGAACACUCUUUUCCAGUUCUGACAUUUGACGAGACGGGGGGCUUUCAUGAUCACGUUUCACCUCCCCUUGCUACGCCUCCCGACGAUUUGACAUUCACAAGCACCGCUCCAAACGGACAGAACUAUACUUUUGGCUUUGAUCGGCUUGGAGGUCGAAUGCCUACAUGGCUCAUUUCGCCUUGGGUAGCCCCGAUUGUCGAACAGGAAGGUAUGAACUCUGCUCACCAGUUCGUCGCGUAUUCUGCGUCCUCAAUUCUCAGGACAGUCAGUUAUCUUUGGGACUGGGAGCCUUUCACGCCUAGAGUCGAGGCUUCUCCUGCAUUCGAUCAUUUGAUUUUGCCUUUCUCUCGGUGGACUCCGGAGACAUUGCCCGAUGUCGUCCAGUUCAAGCGUGACAACGUGCUUGCCGCCAAACCCUUCUGUCCCGAGGCGUAG
This is a messenger RNA of Kockovaella imperatae, 1443 nucleotides long. RefSeq names its product phospholipase C PLC-C. Gene Ontology annotation, biological process: phospholipid catabolic process. The coding region runs from base 1 to 1443 and encodes 480 amino acids. NCBI's taxonomy places the organism in Eukaryota, Fungi, Basidiomycota, Tremellomycetes, Tremellales, Cuniculitremaceae. The transcript is spliced from 2 exons. The record is from RefSeq and is a predicted model, not a curated record. Gene Ontology annotation, molecular function: hydrolase activity, acting on ester bonds.